Paramecium sonneborni is the source of this 2148-nucleotide messenger RNA. The record is from the annotation of a GenBank genome assembly. NCBI's taxonomy places the organism in Eukaryota, Ciliophora, Oligohymenophorea, Peniculida, Parameciidae.
AUGAAAUCAUAAUGUUACUUACAUGGAUAUCCUCCAGAUUGUCAAUACUAAUUAGAAGAUCUCUAUAAUCUCAUACGUGAAAAUGAUGAUUCUAUUACACUAGAGCGCAUUUUUAAAAUGCUUCGAGUAUGAUUUUAUAAUAUCAAAAAAGACUUGGUAAUAUGAAGUACCAUUCUCGAAUUUAUGUUUGCUCCUUCGUAAAGCUAAUCAAGCUUGUCAUUAGAAUGCUAAGAACUAUUUAAAUGAAGCAGCGUUUCAUCAACUUUUGCAUAAUGCUGAGUUACAAAGAUUGUUCAAGCCAAAAAAAGAUGAAACAUAUUUUACUCCUACAACAUUAGAAGGUUUAUUUAAACGUAUGGGAGAAUAAAUGGAAAGGAAGAGACUUCAUGAAAAGUUAAAGCAUGAAGGAAUCUCAAACAAGGAGAAAUUUAGUUUUAUGUUACAAUUAUUGUAAGUGGGUUCUCCUCGAAAAGAGAGACAGAGUUCUAUUGCAAUGGAGAAGGCUAAGAGUGUGAGAAAAGUCAAAGAUGAGGAAGUGAAUUUCAUAAAGGAGUAAAGGAAGAUCAAGAGGAAGGCUGAAAGCAUGUAAGAUCCUUAUAGUUUGGCAAAAUUUACUAAACUCCCAAAUACAAUUUUUCAUGCUCCUACAAGUCGCAUUAGAUAAUUGCAUUAUCAUAUGAUAUAGCCGAUGGAGGAUGUACGAUAGAAUUAAAUGAACAAUAUUAAUAUUAAAUCAUAGGUUAACCUUUCAAUUAGGUUGCCAUAAAUUUAAAAUAUAUGAAACAACAACGAUAUUAAAUGGAUUCCAAUCUCUCAAAGAAUAAUUUGCUAUAAAAAUUUCAGCCUAAUCGAGAAUCAUCAGCUAAGAAACUAAGCAAUUCAGAAGUGAAUGCAGCAAUUUAGAAAUACUUUUAGUUACUCAAAAAGAAGGAAGGAAAGAUUAUGAGUCCAAUAAUUUCUCCGACUCAAUCAUCCAAAAUUCUAAGCCAGUUAGUGACCAAAGUAUCACCUACUUUAGAUAUCAACGUUCCAAUUAAGCCACCUACACCUACAGGAACUUAAUCAUAUAGACCAUCAACUGAAAAGAAACCUCAUCAUCGUCCUCAGUAAUCAAUGGGUCAAAGCAAGGAUUUGAUUUUACAAAAGCUUCAAACAGCAUUAUUUCAAAAGCCAAAGACUUAAUCUCAAUAGGUGACACCUAAAAGUACUGGAAAGGGGAGUUUGAGUGUAAAUAAGUAUUUUGAGAGCACUUAAAAAUUAUAAGGCGAAUCUCAAGAAUACUACUUAACAAAAGUCAAGAAUGCAUUCUCAAAGCCAUUGACGGAUGAUUACUUUAGUCGAAUGUAUAGGGAACACUUUUUUUAGACUUAUCAAGGAAUCUAUGUUGCAUCAUACUUACAACCAGUUGAUCCAAAUGAUUUACAAAAUAAAUAAGUACGGUUGAAAUAGAAGGACUGCUACAAAAGUAAUCAUAUAAUCUCUAAUUUAUUAUUAGAUAAGAUUACAAUAGUAUUUGAUCUUGAUGAGACUUUGGUCCAUUGCAAUGAGAGUUUAGCGAUACCAAGUGAUAUCAUAUUAUCGAUUCAGGUGUCUCCCCAGGAAACUAUUAAGGCAGGCAUAAAUAUUAGACCUGGAGUUGUAAAGUUAUUAGAAUUGCUUGUGAAUGAUUUCGAAUUGAUAGUCUUUACAGCUUCCCAUCCCUGCUAUGCUUAAAAAGUUAUUGAACAUCUGGAUCCCUAAAAGACACUUUUUUCUCAUAGUCUAUAUAGAGAUAAUUGUAUAAUGACCACUGGAGGCAUGUAUACAAAGGAUCUUAGAAUUUUCGAUAGACCAUUGAGUCAACUAGUUUUGGUGGAUAAUGCUUCUUAUUCCUACGCUUGGCAAUUGGAGAAUGGAAUACCUAUCAUUCCAUUUUAUGAUAACAAGGAGGAUCGAGAACUAGAGUCUUUACUCAAAUACCUUAAAGGCCUAUAAGGAUGUAAAGAUGUAAGGGAAUACAACAAGUAAGAUAUCAUAAAAUAUUAAAGAAAUCAUUUGAGAUUGCAGCACUUUUAAGAUCCUUCAGGGCCUGGAGUGGUAUUUGAGAAACUGUUUCAAUAGAAGAUGUAAAUUUGAUGAUAUUUUAUUAAAUGAAAAAUACUCUAGGCA